UCUGGCGGAAGGCGGCGGAGCAGCAGCGCGGCCUCCUCAUCACAUAGAAGCCCCUCAGGAGAAACCCCCAGGAUGGCCGGGAAGGACGAAAAAGAUGGGAAAGAUGGGAAGGAUGGAAGCACGGAUGGCUGGGCAGGCAUCGAGGAGCGCCUGGAGAAGAUCCGGGAAAGCCUCCGGACCCCCUCAUCCCCGGCCUCCCGCCGCGCCCACGCCUGCGACCGCGCCCUGCGCGCCUGCGUGGCCGAGCUGGCCCGGCCCGGCGGGCUGCUAGCCCACGGCACCCAGCUGCUAGCCCUAGCCCAGGAGGCCACCCAGCUCUACCUGAGCGUGGUCCCCGAGCCCCCUCACCUGUACCUGGAGAAGAUCCUGUUCCACGUGCUCCGCAACGCCGCGGCGUGGGUGGGCCCCCACGCCUGGAGCGUGGCCGAGCUGCUGCGGGCGCGGCUGCGGCGCGGCCGCCGCGGCGGCGGCGACUGGGCCGCCGUCGCCUCCGGCGCUUUUGCCGUCCUUUGGAGAGCUGCGGCGGCUCUAGCCGGGCCAGAGCGGCCGCGGGAGGAGGGCAGGGCGGUGCUGACGGCCCGGAUCCGCGCCCUGCGCUUCCUGCUGCUGCUGGAAUCGCAGGAUGGCGAAUCCUCACCUCGGGAAUCCUUCCAGCCGCCUUUCUUCACCUCGCGGACCGCCCAGAACGCCGCGGCCGCCGCCGCUCUCUACGAGGCUCACAGGGCUCCGUGCCCGCUCUUCCUGGCCAGGCAGCUCCAGCAAUUCCUGCUGGACGCUCUAAAGGAUGAGGCUCCUCAGCCUCCGGGCCUCCGGGAUUCCCUGUGCUUCCUGGAGCUCACCCUGGAGCGCUGCCGCCACCUCUGCAAAGCGCGGCGGCCCCGCGACGCUCUGGACGCCCUGGAAGAGUCCAGAACGUUUUUGGGAGCUGGGAAUUCUCUGGGAGCCCCUCUGGAGCUGCUGGAAGCCGGGAUCCAGCUCAGCAGGGCUUUGCUGACCAAAGGCGUGAGAGCCGUGGCGCCGGCGUUGAGCCGGGCGGGAGCGGCGCUGGCGGCGGAAUGUUCCGGAAGGAUCCUGCGGGUGCUGCUGGAAAGCUCCCAGUUCGUGCUGGCGCAGCUCGGGGAGGUGCUCAGGAGGAGCCAGGAGCUGCCCCUCGGCCUCCAGGAGCUCCCUGGGAUUUGUGGAUUCUGCCAGGGCCACGGGCGGGCGCUGCGGCGGCUGCUGGCCCAGGUCCCUCCUGACUCCGUCCAGGAGCAAGUGAUGGUGAAGCAGCUGCUGUUCCACAGCCUCCAGCUCUUCUCCAACGCCAUCCACGAAAUAUUCCAGCGCUCCCAGCCCUCGGGGUGGCCGGAGCUGGCGCAGGUGACCACGAGCUGUGUCCAGAGUGUCACCUGGAUGCUGGAGGGGCUGGAGGGGCUGCCCGAGGCCGAGAGGGGCAAGUUCCUCGAUGUCACCGCUGCCACCGCCUUCCGCCUGGGCCAGGCCUUGCAGAGCCGGAACGUUCCGGAAGCGGCCGGAGCCGUGUGCGAGCCCCUGUGCCGGGCAGUGCUGGCCGGCCACGGCUACGGCUGGCCUGGAGUCACCCCAGAGAGGCUCCACAGGUGCUUCCGGCUGCAGGUGGAGAGCUGGCGCUGCCGGGGCCGGCCGGAGCGCGCCCUGGACGCGGUGGCCCGGUGGCUGCUGGCCCUGGGGACACGCUGCCAGGGACUGGGGACACACUGCCAGGGACUGGGGACACACUGCCAGCAUCCCCAGCCCGUCCCGGGCCAGCCCAGCUCCCUGGUGGCUGAGCCCGUGGCGCUCUGGGCCAGGAUCAAGACAGAGGCGGCCAAGCAGGGAGCGGAGGAGCUGCGGCUGUGGACCCUGCGGGACGCCCUGGAGUCCCAGUCCCGCUCCCACUGCCAGUCCCUGUCUGGGGACACGCUGCUGCUGCUGCUGCUGGCCGAGCUCCAGGCCUACAAAUCCCUGCGGGGCCCCACGGGGCCGGAGCGCUACAACGUCCUGUGCGACCUGCUGGGCCUGUGGGAUCCCCAGGGAGCCUGGGACCCCCCGGGAGCGCGGGGUCCAGGGGGGAGCCGGGACCCCCCGGGAGCACCGGACCCCGGCCGGAGCCUGCCCAGGGCGGCAGCGCUGCUGGAGCUGGGCCAGCUCCUGUGCAGCCACAGCUUCAGCGCCCACACCGACUGCUCCGCCCUGGACGCCAUCCAGGAAGCCCUGAGGCUGCUGGAGUCGCUGGCCCAGAAUUCCCAAACCUGCAAUUCCCAAAUCCGGGAUCAGCUCCUGGACGAGCGCGCCCAGGCCCUGCUCUGGCUCCACAUCUGCACCCUUGAGGCCCUCCUGGAAAAGAGCGUGGCUCGGGAGCGGCGCGGGCGGGGCCGGGCCCCGGAGCCGGGCUGGGAUCAGGAUCCCGAGGGAGAGCGGCCGGAGGCGCGGGACGGGAUCCGCUGCAGCCUCGGCUCCGAGAGCGCUCUGUCCAAACCCUUGGACGAAGCCUUUUCCCUGUGGAAGAAGCUGCUGGAAAAUGCCGGAAUUCCCGAGGUGCGCAGCCUGGAGCAGACCGUGAGCUCCCUGCAGCUCCUGGCCGAGCUCUACCGCCUCCAGGACAAGCCCAUCCAAGCCCUGGAGAGUUUCCUGCUGCUGCGCUCGCUGUGCCGGAGGCUCGGGGAUCGUUUGGGAACGGCCACUGCCCUGUGCCAGCUCACCCGGAUCCUGCUGCGGCUGGACUGCCCUGCCCAGGCCCAGGUUUUCCUGGAGGAGCUGGAAUUGUGCCUGGAGGAGGACGAGGGCAGCGAGGAUUCCCGGCUGCUCCUGCGCCAUUCCCGGCUCCUGCUGCGCAGCCGCCUCUGCUGCCUCCAGAAAAAGGUGGAUCAGGGCGUGGCCCUGCUGCUGGAGGCCCUGAGGGACCCGUGGGCCCAGAGGGCCACCAGGGGCUGGUACCUGGCACAGGCCCAGAGGCUGCAGCUGGUGGCCACGAUCCUGGAGCUGCCCCCGGCCCACCUGGAGGCGCCGCUCCGGGAGCAGAUCCGGCAGCACGGCUGGAGCAGCCCCAAGGUGGCCCUGCUGGAGGCGCAGAAGCUACUGAGGAGCAUCCUGGUGUUCCUGGUGGGCAGCGACGUCCUGGGCAGCGCCCGGAGCCGCCCGCCCGAGGAGCCCGGCCCCGACUGCGGCUGGAGCAGCCCCAAGGUGGCCUUGCUGGAGGCGCAGAAGCUGCUGAGGAGCAUCCUGGUGUUCCUGGUGGGCAGCGACGUCCUGGGCAGCGCCCGGAGCCGCCCGCCCGAGGAGCCCGGCCCCGACUGCGGCCCAGCGCUGGUGCACAAGUGGCAGGUGCUGGGGGACACCCUGGGCUGCUGCCAGCGCCUGGUGACACUGCUGGGCCACUGCGAGGUCCUGUGCCAGGCCAGGGCCUUCUGCAGCGAGGGACUGACCGUGGCCGGACACCUGCAGGCCGCCCGCUGGUGCACGUGGUUCCUGGUGCUGCAGUCCCAGCUGGAGCUGCAGCAGGGGGAGCUGGAGCUGAGCCAGUCCCACCUCCAGCACGCCCAGUUCCUGCUCCAGCCACAGACUGAACCCAAACCCUGCUGGGAGCCUCGGCAACGCCUGGCCAAGAUCCAGCUCCAGAAAGGCCACCUGGAGAGGAGGAAACCUCUGGAUCCCACUCCUGACCCCAUUCCUGGUGGGGAGGAGGACGAGGAAUUCCUCAAGGGUCCCUCCCUGGACGCCAUGGCUCCGGCCGCGCUCCCGGAGCAGCCGGACGCUCUCACGGCCUCGCCGGAGCUGAAGGGAAGAAAAGCCUGGAAAAGUCUGGAAUUCCUGUCCCACCCCUCGGGAUGUCCCUGCUCCUUCUGCUGUGACCCUGCCCUGGUGGCCCUGGGGCUGCGCUGGCUCCUGGCCCAGGCCCGGGCGUGGCUGCUGGCCGGGGAGGUGGCAGCGGGGCUGGCCCUGCUCAGGGGGGUGCUGGCACGCUGUGGCAGCGCCGGCACCCGCCUGGCACGGGAGCUGUGGGGCAGGGUCCAGGGCGCGGGGUCUGGGGGCAUCAGGAGGGCUGGGGGGAGUGGGGACAGGAGCCUGCAGGGCCCCUCUGGCAAUGGGGACACGGGCAGGGAUAGGGGAGCUCCUGGGAAUGGGGACAUCAGCAGGGAUGAGGGAAUUCCCGGGAAUGGGGACAUUGUCAAGGAUAAGGGAAUUCCUGGGGAUGGGGACAUCAGUGGGGAUGGGGACAGGAAUCUGUCAGACCCCUCUGGGAAUGGGGACAUUGUCAGGGGUGGGGACAGGAGUGUGCAGGACCCCUCUGGGAAUGGGGACAUCAGCAGGGAUGGGGACAGGAGUGUGCAGGACCCCUCUGGGAAUGGGGACAUUGUCAGGGGUGGGGACAGGAGUCUGUCAGACCCCUCUGGGAAUGGGGACAUUGUCAGGGGUGGGGACAGGAAUCUGUCAGACCCCUCUGGGAAUGGGAACAUCAGCAGGAAUGGGGACAGGAGUGUGCAGGACCCCUCUGGGAACGGGGACACCAUCAGGGACAGGGACCCCUCUAGGAGCAGGGACACCCUCGGGGACAGGAGUCUGCAGGAACUCUCCAGGAAUGGGGACACCCUUGGGGACAGGGACCUGUGGAAUCACUCCAGGGGCAGGGAUCCCUCUGGGAAUGGGGACAUCAUCGGGGCUGGGGACCCUCCUGGGGUUGGGGACCCUUUUGGGGACAGGGACCCUCUUGGGGACAGCACCCCGGGCCCGCUGGCUGAGCUGGUGGCCACUGGCUACUCCACGCUGGCCCUGCAGAGCCUGGCCAGUCCAUCCCAGUGCCCCCCAGUUUGGGAUGAGGAUCUGGAGCAGGGAUUGACCCUCUUGGGGUCCCAGAGUCCCCCCGUGGCCGGCCUGGGGGUGGCAGUGGCCACUCUGCUGCUGGCCAAAGCCGUGGCCACCCUCGGCCGCGUGGCCACCGCCCUCGGCCGCUCCAUGGAUGACGUCCUGGCCCAGGCCUGGACCCCCUGUCCCCCACCCCAGACCCCAAACCCCUCAAAACCCCAAAAAACCCCCAAAGCUCCCCCCAAAACCGGACCCCAAAAAGCCAAAGCCCCCAAAGCCAAGGUGGGGAAGACCCCAAAAGUGAAGCCCCCCAAAUCCGGGGACGUUUUCACCCUGGGGGACUCAGACCCCGAGGUCCCCCCCAUUGUCCUGCGGCCGGGGGGGCCUUGCACCCCCCACCCCAAAUCGGGGGUGCCCCCAAAAGCGCUGCUGGGGGGGCCCAGGACCCCCUUCACCAUCUUCAGCGAGGAGCCCUCCCCACCCGGGGGCAGCUCCCGGCUCCGCAGGGCCCCCAAAAUCCCAGGAAGGGUCAAGUCCCGGAUCAGGGUGACAUUCAGUGACAGCGACUCUGAGGAGCCCCAAAUUCCCCCAGAUCCCCCCAAAACCACCCAAAAAACUUCCUGUGCCAAGAGGAGGGUUCAGCCCCAAAAAUCCCCCAGGAAUUCUCCAGGAAUUGGAGCUCGGCCCCGGCGGGGGCGGCCCCGGAAGGAGCUGGGGACCCCCAAAAAGAGGGAAAAAAGGGGGAUCAACCACCCCAAAAUGGAAAACGUGGGAAAAAGGGGAAAUCCCGAAGUGGAAAAUGUGGAAAAAAUGGGAAAUCCCAAAAUGGAAAACGUGGGGAAAAGGGGAAAUCCCAAAGUGGAAAAUACGAAAAAUGACAACAUGGAAAAUGUAGAAAAGAAGGAAAAGGGAAAAUCCCAAAAAUCUCUGGAGAAGAAGGAGAACAGGGGUCCCCGCCGGGCUGGGGGUCCUCGGGGAAAGAAGGAGAGGGGGACCCCCCAAAGUGGAAUUUUGGAGGAAAAGAGGAACUGGGAAUUUUCUGGGAUUGAGGAGCGGGACCCCCUGAGGGCCGUGGAGGAGGAAGAGGAGGAGGAGGAGGAGAUGAGCUUCGAGCUCCCCCCGCUGUCCCCAGGUGGGGCCAGCAAGGAAAUCCCAGGAAUUGGGGACAAGGGGGAUCCCCCAAAUCCAGAGGGAUCCUGCCCCUCUGCCCAGCCCGGUGACCCCUCUCUGGCCGCUGUCCGGUCCCUGCUGGCCGAGGCGCUGGCGUGGGUCGGUCACUUCCCGCCGGGCUCUCUCUAUGGCCAGCUGUGCCAGCUGCUGGCCAUGGCCCUCGGGGACAGGGACCCGCUGGCCACCGCGGGGCUGCUGGCAGAGUCCCUGAGUGUCACCAUGCGCCACCAGCUGCUGGCCAUCGUCCACGCCAGGGCACGGAAGAAGAGGAAAGCAGCAGCAGCAGCCAGAGGGGACAUCUCGGAUCAGCUCCGGGGCCUCUCCCUGAAUUCCCAGGAUUCCCAGAAUUCCCAAAAUUCCCAGGAUUCCCAGUCCCACCUGGCCGAGCUCGAGGAGCUUUUCCAGUUCAGCUCCACGGGUGUGGGGCCGGCGGAGCGGGAGCGGUUCCGGGAGCAGCUCCAGAAGAUUCCCAGCGGUGUCACCGUGUGCCAGCUGUCCCUGGUCAGUGCCACCCCCGGGGCCCUCGGGGACACGCUGCUGCUGACGCGGCUGGAGCGCGGCGCGGAGCCCGUCAGCGUGCGCAUCGCCACCGAGCGCUGCCAGGCCCCCCUGAGUGGGAUUCUCCAGGAGUUUGAGCGGAUCCAGCGGGAGCAGCGCGAGGCCAACGCCUGCACCGAGCGCCACGCGUGGUGGGAGCGGCGAUCCCGCCUGGACCUGCGCAUGCAGAACCUGAUCCAGAACCUGGACUCGGAGGUUUUGGGGUGCUGGCGGGGGCUGCUGCUGCCCCGGGAUCCCGGGAAUUCCCCCCUGGAUGAGCAGGAAUUGUCCCAGCUGCUCCAGGAGCUCCGGGAAUGCGGCUGGGACCGGCCCGAGCCCGCCCUGCUCCGGGUGCUGCUGUCGGCGCUGUGUCCGGCCGAUGUCCGGCCGCUGGCCGCAGCGCUGUGUCCGGCCCGGCCGCUGCGGGCGCGGCUGCUGCUGGACGAGGCCCUGGAGCGGCGCCGGGAGGGCCCCGGGGGCAGCGCGGGGUCCCUGGUGCUGCUGCUGGACAGGCACCUGCAGCGGCUCCCCUGGGAGAGCUCCAGGACCCUCCGGAACGUUCCGGUGACGCGGCUGCCGGGGCUGCGCUUCCUGCUGCGCUACGGGCUGGCACGGCAGAGCUCCAGGACCCUCCGGAACGUUCCGGUGACGCGGCUGCCGGGGCUGCGCUUCCUGCUGCGCUACGGGCUGGCACGGCAG
Messenger RNA from Onychostruthus taczanowskii (white-rumped snowfinch), 7206 nucleotides. It is a transcript of the gene ESPL1, whose product is annotated as extra spindle pole bodies like 1, separase. NCBI's taxonomy places the organism in Eukaryota, Metazoa, Chordata, Aves, Passeriformes, Passeridae. Gene Ontology annotation, molecular function: cysteine-type endopeptidase activity; protein binding. The annotation marks the transcript as partial. The transcript is spliced from 30 exons. Gene Ontology annotation, biological process: meiotic chromosome separation; proteolysis. Gene Ontology annotation, cellular component: cytoplasm; centrosome; nucleus. The record is from RefSeq and is a predicted model, not a curated record.